Vitis vinifera (wine grape) is the source of this 2494-nucleotide messenger RNA. RefSeq lists its product as uncharacterized. The transcript is spliced from 4 exons. Lineage: Eukaryota; Viridiplantae; Streptophyta; Magnoliopsida; Vitales; Vitaceae. The record is from RefSeq and is a predicted model, not a curated record. The coding region runs from base 151 to 2376 and encodes 741 amino acids.
UUUUCUGAAAAAAAACUCCGAAAGCUCUUUUGUACCAGUGCUUUUGUAUCGCGACUUUGUUGGUUUGCUGCUGGUGAUUUUGUAUCAAGGCGGUACCCGUUCUUCUUCUUCGGUGCUGUAUUUGAUUUUGCUUUGGCUUUGUGGUAAGAAAUGGCUCCAAAAAAGACUGUUUCGUCUGUCCGGGUCAGCGAGGCUAGCGAAAAGGCGAUAGACAAAUUAAAUGCGAAGGAGUUCCGGGAGCGAUUCCUGAUCCCCCAUGACGUGUUGAUAGACCUGGUGAACGAGGAGGCGGCUAUGCCUACUGAGAAAGGUGGAAAAAACGCUAUCCUCUUCACAAAGGAACAAUUCAACGCGGGGCUCCGGUUCCCUCUGCCGGCGUUGUUCAAGGAAUUCCUCCACUUCUCUCAAAUUCCCCCUAUCUUUAUUCACCCCAACCUUGUCCGGGUGCUGAUGGGAUGCAGCAUCAUCAACAUGCUGUACAGCCUCGACCUGACGCUACUGGAAGUGUUCUUUGUCUAUUCCCUGAAGAAAGCAAAGAAUGAUAUCUUCAGUGUGUCCGCUCACCUGCCCUCCCUUCAAAUGGUGACAGAACUGCCAGAUUCGACAAAGGGAGGGGCGAAGGGGCUGGUGGCAGUCUGGGGUGGAUGGGCGGGGCUAUCGCAGCAUCCGUCGAGGCCUUUUUCUCCGAAUUAUACCCUAAAAAUUCCGGGUUUGGAAUUGAGGGGCCACCUUGUGGAUUGGGUGGAAAAGGCAUCCUUUGCCUGUGUCUGCAAAUUAUUUGAAAUAGAUCCCAAGGAGAGGGCCUACAAAACAUUGCUCUCGGCGCGGAAUUUGACAGAGGUCGUCCGGGAGCCCCAGGAAUAUGUUAUCAACAUCCUUCCUAGGAAAUUGGCAAAGGAUGAGAUAGUGCCUGGGGAGCAUUAUACAGUGAAAGAGCUCCCCCUCUAUCAGGAAGCUAAAGAAGCUGACGCUGAAAGGCGGCGAAAGCUCCUGGAGGAUAGAGAUCAGAAAAAGACUGAAGGCACUAUCCGGAAGGCUCCCGGACAGAAGCGGGGUCCGGACUCCCCUCCGAAGAAAACUUCAGGAAAAAGGGGGAAGCUGGUGAAGAAGCAUGGGAAGGAUGCGAAGGAACCCACUCCUCCCAAGGAGUUUCCUCCUCCACAAACUACCUAUGAGGGGGAAGUAAUGAUAGAGGAGCCAGUAAAUGCUGCUCCGCACUCUAUCUCAAGCGGCCCCGGGCGCAUGUCGGGGUUGAAUCACUCAGGUCCCUCCUUAGUCGCGGCUGCGCGUCUAGCCAACGUGGCUGAGGAAGCUGCAUCUAUCAACCAUCCGGGCAACCUCAAUCCGGAUGCAGCUGAAACGGCCCCGUUGGAGGAAGCGGGGGCAGAAAGCCAAAGUCAGCCUUCCGACGACCCGGAUCGCCUGGCUAUAGUCCUGGUGAAAGGGCCUCCCCUCAAGAAGCCGCGUUUGACGCGCGAUCUACAGUCCGGACUCUUUGAGCGGCUUCAAGAGCGGCAGCAAGAGAUUGAAAUUAGCUGCGCUUCUGCUCAUGACGCUCAUCCGGAUGGAGGCGAGGUGGAGAUGGCUACUGAGACCUCAGCCGUUCCGGCAAUAAUUCCGGCUGAGGAUGCAUCCGGACCUAUGUGCCCGGACGAAAAUAUGGGGGCUCCGAUUCCGGGACACGAGCUACCCUCUCCUUCCUCAUCCGAGGAGGAAUCUGCUGAUGAUGCCGCUCCCGCUAGCCCUUUCAGCUACGCGGAGUUGGAAGCUAAGUUAAAGCAGAUUACUCCUGACUGGAAAGCCAUCAAGCCCUCUGCUAAGAUGUUUGAUAUGAUAGAAACGCUGGUGAGGGGCCUCCGCAGCAUGUCUCAACAACACGCUCUUUUUACUCAGCUGCUGCAGACCGCAGACUAUAUGAAGACCUUCUCCUCUCGGCACCAAGAGAUUGAAAAUCAACUGCGUCUGAGAAUGGAGGAGGCUGAGGCCAGUCUAUCCACCAUGCGAGAGGAAAAUGAAGCCCUCCGGGUGGAGUUGGCUGAGGCAAAGGGUCAAGAAGAAUCAACUGCGGGCCGCCUUCAUGAGGCGGAGGGUGAGGUAGCCCGGCUAAGGGAUGAAUUGAGUCGACUCCGGACAGAAGUUUUGAAUGAAAAGAAGCAGAAGGAAGACUUGCAGCUGCGUCUGGAUGUGCAAAAAGAGGAACUUGAACGGGAGUUUGCUGUGGAAAGGGAGGAACUUGCAGCGGAUUACCAGAGACAAGUGGAUGAUACAUUUAUCUUUGGGUAUCGCUGCUGCAUGAAGAAGAACGGUAUAAAGCGAGAUACCCCUUCAAUUCCUCCAAGUGAAGAAAAGAAGCUCCAUGAGAAACCUGCUCCCUGAUAGUUUAUCUCUUCUUGCAAUUUUUCUGCUGUAAUUUUUCCUUCUGUAUAUUUUUGUGGUCCGGAUGUCUCUUUGUAAUUUACAUUUACUCAUAUCAAUAAAACUUACUUCUUUCUCA